Molecule: messenger RNA, 1252 nt
Organism: Struthio camelus australis
Lineage: Eukaryota; Metazoa; Chordata; Aves; Struthioniformes; Struthionidae
Source: RefSeq, a predicted model, not a curated record
UAAAGCUUCUGGUCUUUAACGCGCUCUUGAUUUAAGCAGCGCAGCCUUAAAGAUCAGAAUCGCGAGCAAGUUAGCUGCAGGACAAGCCCAGGCCGUCUUUUCCCCUCGCCCCUUAGAGCCUGUACAGUGGGGAUAGAUUGCCUGUGUUGUCCGCGUGCUGGAAGGCUCCCAGCUGCCUAGCAGCUAGCGUGUUAGAAACACUUAUCAACAUCAGACUUUGUUCCUCCAGACCCCAAAGGCAGAUAUGUGCUCAAAGCUCGGGAUGGAUUUGAAGCGAACAAUGCUGCUGAGACUUGCCCGGAAGGAUCCUAAGCUGCAUCCUGACGACCCUGCCAGAAGAGAAGCAAUUUAUCAUAAGUAUCGGGAAUUUGUGAUUCCAGAAGAGGAAGCUGAAUGGGUUGGCCUGAGUCUAGAAGAAGCAAUAGAAAAACAGAGGCUUCUAGAAAAAAAGGACCCAGUCCCGCUCUUUAAAGUAUAUGCUGAAGAGCUUGUCAACCAACUGAAAGAAGAAGCACUUCAGAAGCAGUAGAAGAAAAGCAAUCUUUGAAGCAACUCUCUGCUGCAGAUCAAGCUGUGGGGUUCAGUGAAUCUUCUGUCAGAGCCACACUUGUGUGGAAAGGGCCACGUUGAUGCAUGUGCUCCCAGGAGCAUGCUGCAGUUAUCACAGUCCAACAGUAGCAGCUUAAAUUCAAUGAGGAACCGUUCCUGCUGGUUGAGAAAAGAAUUUCUGCCCUGUGGGCUCUGAAGGUGUUCUUAUAAGACUGACUUAACACAGUUCUUCCUGGCUGUGCAAAUAGUUGACUGCUAUUUAGAGCCUGAUCCCUGAUAUAAAAUGAAAAAUGCAUAUCUGGAACUCUAGUAAACUUUUAUCUGCUAUUCACAGCUCAUUAAUGUUGCAGCACGGGCUGUGAGAUUUAGUGGUGGUAUAACUUAGUUCAGGUCCCCAACCCCCUUCUGCAGAAGAGAGGUGGUUGUGCCUUGAAAGCACAGCCCCAAACUGCGUGCCACAAGCAGGUGCCUGCCAGCAGGUGGGGCUGAGCUCCCCAGUCACAGCUGCAGCCUGCUGUACUGCUCCCUCUAACCCCUCGGGUUCCAGUUCUGUUUGUUUCAAGUUCAUAAUUUUUAAACUUUGUAUUGCUAAAAGUUUAACUGAAAUGGGCGUUCAAGCCUUUGCUCCUGUCUGACAACAAGGGACCGAAGAGCUCAAAGAGCACUUACUGUAAUUACAUGCUGGUGAACAGCACUGUGCAUC